AGGUUAAAACUAACAAGGAAGUUUAAAGCGCAGGACAAAAGCACUUAAAGGUACUUGUGAAUUCGAUAUCUGUGGUUAACAGGAGGUAAUUUCUUUACUGUUUUGAUGCUUUGUUUAAGAUUAGCUGGGUUUUUUACAUCUCAUGUUCUUGGCCAUUUUAAGGCAAUGUAUAGCUAUAUGGCCCGAUCAAGAAAAACUUUUCUGAUCUUUGUAUUUAUUACAACACUUUUCACAGGAUGUUGUGGAACUAUAUCAAGUAUUGCACAGACAAAUUGGACAAAUGCCCAUAUACAAUGCAGGAAGGAAGGGAAUAUGUUACCAAAUCUGGUUGUAAAUACGUUAUUUAAUGAAACGUAUUUUUGGACAGGACAUUAUACUCGCUUAUCAGGAUGGAUAAAAAUAAUUGGUUGUUUCGAAGAAACUGCAGUAAACACGUUGGAACAGAUAUCCUAUGAGAUGCAUUUUCCAUCGGCCGGGCUUUGUCAGGAAGUCUGCCUUGAAUCCAACUACUUUGUGUUUGGUUUACAGCUCAAAAAAUGUGUUUGCCUGGAACAAAUACCUAAACAAAGAAGCAGAGGAGCUAAUGAUUGUUCAUUGUCAUGUUCCAUCAAAGCCAAUCUUAAGUUUAAAAAUGAUUGUGGAGGAAACAACACUUAUAGUCUUUUUAAGUCAGGGUCGGAAAAAGAGACGUCUGCCUUUACACAGAAAAAGUGUUUAUCUAUUCAGUGUCCCGAUAAUGCCAAAGGGUUCAUAGAGGGAGAAUGUAAUGCAUCAUACGCUCAAAUAUGCAAUAAAACGUUAUCGAAGGUAUACAGUGGUUGGCAAUCAUCGUCAUCAGAAUGCAAAUCAAGGCAUAAUUCUUAUCUUCUUGGAGACGUAGAUCUUACUGACCCUGCGCAAGCAUGCAAGUUCAUUGAGGGACAGCCUCUUGGUCAUUCAUGGCUAGGCAUUGCCAGAGAAGUAUACAUUAGCAAUGAAAGAGUGAAGAAUGACAGUGAACAGAUUACAAGAAACCCAUCCAAGUAUGCAAGAGAGUGUUUAAAAUGCAACAGUUCUAACUGUACUUUUGUUGGCUGCAAUGAAAUCAACUACUUUGUGUGUUUGGAGAUGCAAACGACCACUCCUACUACUGCUACAGGCACUUCCACAGGUACUACUUCGCAAGGAACAGUUUCCACUUUUACUACUCCUACAGGUACAGCCACAAGUACUCAUCUGCAUGGAACUGUUUUCACCUCUACUGCUCCUACAGGUAGUACCACAAGUAUUAAUCGCCAUGGAACCGUUUCUACUUCUACUUCUCCUACAGGUACUAAAGCAAGUACUACUCCGCAUGAAACUGUUUCCACUUUUACUACUCCUACAGGAAUAACCAAAAGUACUACACCGCAUGGAACCGAUUUUAUUUCUACUACUCCUACACAUACUAAAACAAGAAAUAGUACUCAGCAUGAAACUGUUUUUGCUUCUACUACGCCUCUAAGUUCUGCCACGCGUACUGUUUCGCAUGGAAUUGUUUCCACUGAGCACGCUAUGUAUGAAGUUUCAGAAGAUGCGACUGGAACAACAAACAACAAGAAGGAGAGUAUGAUGAAGAACCAAGAUGGCAACACAACAGUAAUUAUGGUGGUCGUACCACUAACCGUUAUUGUCGUUCUUGGAUUAAUUGCACUACUUCUUGUCAUCCUUUGGAGAAGACGACCAACUAAAAAAGUUACAGAAAAAAAACAUGCCCAACAUGAGACUAUUUCACCCAACCAUUCCGAGAGAAGUGAUCCAAAUCAAUCUUUAGAAAAUAAUUAUUUUGUAUUGAAUAAAACGGAAAUAUAUUCAGUGGUUAAUUCUACGAAUUCUGCCAAUGAUAAAUCCUGCAGAAACCCUCAUAAGGAAUGUAGUGAUGAUGACUAUGAUCAUCUUGGUGAAAAUGUAAGAGAAGAAGUGGAGGAAGAAGACAGUUAUCACCAUGCAUUCUUUCCUAGCAAUGAAGGCGAAUCAGAUUAUGGUAUCCGAAAUAUGAGUGACCAGUGCCUAAUGGAAAAUCCAUACAGUCACACGAAUACAGGGGACCAUCACGUUACCUUGGAAGACAAUGAAUACAAUACAAUUUCUAUCAAUGCAUAGUGAAUUCUAGAAAAUAUGAAAGCUUACAUAUUUUCUAGAAAUGGUAGUGAUGAAAUAUAAAGUUUCAUAUACACCAAUUUUUUUUAGAUUGUUGUUAAUUUAACUAAAAAAAAGACUAGAACGUAAAAUUUUAUUAUGGUGCACUUGUACAUUUUCCAGCUUAAUGAAGAUUUUUUUUUAAAAUUAGGAUGUAAUUGCAAAUCAUUGAAACACUUUGUUUUCGAGAGGAACUGAUAUGAUUGCUUUAUUCAAAUACUGUAUUAAAUGUUCAAGAUUGAAAGUUCUAACUUAUAUUACUACUACAAUGUAUUUGUUAAAGAUAUAUUCUCUGAAUAACCGAUCUCAAAAGUCUUUCGAUCGUUUAAAAUAUAUACACUGUUCUUUUUCCCAAGAUUUUUAUGAAUUUUUAUUUAUUACUCGAAAUUCAUAAAUACAUUAAUACUAAGGCAAAAAGAAUAUUUAUUCAAAGUUGCCUUUUGAAAUGUCCUCUCUGUCAGGUUUAAGUUUAAGCGCCCGACUAAAGAUAAAUAUAAAUGUUUUCGGGGUUUUUGUAUAGCAAACGACUUUAAAAUACCACAACCGAUAAUGUUGGAAAAUAGUGAAAUUCUAAAUACGUUCCAGUAUUCUCCAUUUCCGUAAGAAAUAUGUUUUCGUUUUAGUAAAUUCCUUUCGGCACAAAAGGGAGAGCAUUUAAAUGUAUUGGUAUUUUCUUUUAAAUCAUUAAAAUGGGAAGAAAACGAUAGCCUGAGGCUGACCAAUAUAGAUAUUGUUAAUUGUAUGCAGAACUUUUCAACAUACUUCAACCUAUGUAAACAAUAAUUGUGGAUUCUAAUUAAAGUCUUAAUUGGACUAUGUGAAAUCUUUUUAUCGUAUUAAAAUGUCGUUUAUGCUUCAAAUUCAUUUUAUAAACAAAAUGACGCCUUUAAUGAGUCAAAUGUUAGCAUUUCUAUGACUUUUUUGUCUUAUCAUAUCCUAUUACAAUGAGCUACGUUCAAUAAUUCCAUUAACGCAAUUAAUAAAAAUUAAAAGUAAGUUUAAAAGAAAGUUAAAAACAUACAUGGCAACAUGUAGUGGACAAUAUUUUCCAGUCAAUAUUACACAGUAAUAUCCAAUUGUUUGCUGUAAUAUAUACAACGAUGUGCUACUAUAAGAAUUUUUAACAUAAACCUAUGCUUUUAUGCUUUUCCAUUGAAUACGUUUGUAUUUAUUCGCAUAAAACCAUCAUUAAUUAAAUAGACAUUUCUUAACGUUUUUAUAUAUUUUCAAACAAUAACCAUCGUUUAUAGAUUGCGUUAUGAACUGCGAUUGCAAAUUGUAAUAUGAUACUGGAAUGUGUUUGGCCUUCCGAAUUCUUUUUUCUUUUUCAUUGUACAUGUAUUAUCAAAAAUGAUAUUUAUUUGACGUUUCAUACUCAUCAAAAUCAAAAUUAAAGUUUUUGGGAGUUGAUUUUAAUGAACUCUCCUAUGCAGUUACCCGGACAAACCGAAAGUGAAACAGUGUUUGGACUUCAGCACAAAUCCUCGCUGCUGACAAGACUGAGUUCUUAAAAAUAAUUGAUAAAUUCGAUGUUAUGUAUGCUAAAGCAUUUUUUUUUCAAGGAAACUUAUUUAUAAAUACCUUGAAAAUAGUCAGAUUUUUAAAUGGUACGAACAAUUUAGAUAUUUUUUGUAGUCGCAUGUAUUCCUACGCCAGAGUUCAAUAUAGUCUCGUUCAACUUGACGCUCGGCUGUCUCCGUAAAUCUCAAACAAGCAGAGAGUCUCUCUUGCUUGUCGGAGAUUAACGGUGUUAGCUGAGCGGUUUGGUUAACAUGAUUCAUAUGGGGGUUUCUCGACAUUCUUGUCCAAAAACUCCAAAAAUUCAUAUUAUAAAAAUGUGCGUAAUUCAAAUACAAAUUAGAAACUACAUAUAUUUGUCAUGCAAAAUAACAUAUCAUUGAUUUUAAAAUAAAUAAAC
Molecule: messenger RNA, 4075 nt
Organism: Magallana angulata
Lineage: Eukaryota; Metazoa; Mollusca; Bivalvia; Ostreida; Ostreidae
Exons: 11
Coding region: 106-2121 (671 amino acids)
Source: RefSeq, a predicted model, not a curated record